UCCGGUCGUGCGAAGGGGUGGUCCAACGCAGCAGGCGGGACCAAUCGGCAGCGACUCCGGGCUCCGGCAGCUCCUUAGAGACUCGCCGCAUUCGAAGUACCGGCUCUGCUGGCUGCUGGCUUUCGCGCCGCCGCCGCCGAGGCGCAGCGCCUCUGGGGGCACUGCUGGUGCUGCAUUCGGUGGUGCACCACGCACACCCUGGCUGGUGCUGCCCUGCGCCUCUGUGCGGACCCUUUCCCCAAGAAGUUGCACGCCUUGCAUGUGGCCCUGUGGAGGCACUAGGCCGGGAAAAGAAGCUGCGGGAGGAGGAACAUGGUGGGAGGUGGGCAGGCGACUUGCUUCUCAGAUUAGUCCCAAUUAGCACCCGGUUGGCAGAUCACCGCACUAAACCAUGAAGCCUUUGGCGGUUGGCCAUAUUAUCAGUAUUUAAAAAUAAUCUGAUCUUAAGAAAACUUGCAACUCCCGUCGCGGGUCAAAGAGGGACACACUCUCAACAUCACCUCCUCGCAGUGACACGGUGUAAAACAAACCCAGGUGAUCCCCAACUGCAGAGCUCUCCCUCAAGUCCGCAUCUCUCCGAGAACGGCGCGGAGAAGCGGGGUCGGCUCUGCCAAGAGCGCCCGGCGGGAGGGGCGAGAUGGCACGCCGAACGCGGCCAACAAAGCGGAUUAUUGUGGGACUGCACAAACGCAACCCCAUCCGAGGAGUUUUGCCAGGAACACCGCCGCCUGCAUUGCGUCGGACCUGACCAUUUGAAAUGUGCAAUUCCCGGGGAAGGUCACGGCCAGGGACCUUGCGUGUGCGGGGCUGUGGGCCAUAGGAAAGAAGAAUUGGGUCUGCUUUUCUGGCAGAAGGAAAAAGCUGUGCUGGCAAGAGUGGGAACUGAAUGCAACCCCCCUCUGUGGAACCACCCCCUCAUAUUUUCCAUCUACCUCCUUGCUCCUGCCCUCCCCCGCCCUCCCCAACCUACGCCCGGGUGGGCCAAUCGCAGCUCCGCAUUCCAGGCGCUUUCUCAGGUUUCUGCUGAUCUUGCAGCGCACAGAAAUGGACCGAGCGGACCGGCCACCGCUCGCAUCUUGCCCCACUCGGCGCUCGUAACCGCUCCCGGCGCACCGCGGAGCCCUGGCGAGGUUCACACGGGGGUGCGGGAAGCGGAGGGCACCUGAGAGCCAUGUAGACCCAAGCUUUCGCUCGCCCGCCUCCGUUGGGAUCGCAUCAAGGACUCCCAAAGUGUUCGGAGGGGGCGAGGGUGCCGUGUUCCGUCAUUUGCUUCAGAGCUUCGGGAGAGGGUGGCAUUUUGCUUUUCUGCCUCGCAUCCCCCGGAACUCCCUGCACCAGAGAGAGGACGGCGUCUCCAGGUUGCUGACAACGGCGUCCAUCGAUCGCCCUGGUGGGAGCUUAGAAGGCGGCAGGCGAAGAGGGGUAGGAGGGGGGAGAGCCGAGAAGCAGAGGGGGUGUCAGGAGAGGGGCUCUGCCGAGCUGGCUCUGCACCGGUCCUAGGAGGGCUUGCGGAGGGGAGGGGAGGCCAGGGUGACCCCCGAAGCGAUGGCCCUGCCCUCUAGAACAGCACUGCGUUAAGGCACCUCGGACCAGGACGAAACACCAACCCUCCCCCAUCCCAACUCGCUGCAAAAAAAGCUGCACCCUCGGCUGCAGGCGAGGGGUUUCCAAACUCAGCCAAAGGCAGGGUGGAGGGAAAGGGAGCCAGAAGCAAAGAGGCAGAUCUCUGGCCCUGCGCUCUUUGAAGCCCCUCCCCCCUGAGCGUGGGGGAGACGCGCACUCCGGUGGGGGGGGCGCUUGGGUCCCCCCCACCCCUCUCCUCUCCGUCCUCCCCACCGCCCGCCUUCCCCUGGCCUCUCACCCCUGCACGUGGCUUCCACCAUGACGGUGAUGUCUGGGGAGAACGCAGACGAGGCGUCGGCCACCCCGGGCCACCCCCAGGACGGCAGCUACCCGCGGCUGGCCGACCACGAGGACCACGAGUGCUGCGAGCGCGUGGUGAUCAACAUCUCCGGGCUGCGCUUCGAGACGCAGCUCAAGACCCUGGCGCAGUUCCCCAACACGCUGCUGGGGAACCCCAAGAAGCGCAUGCGCUACUUCGACCCGCUGAGGAACGAGUACUUCUUCGACCGCAACCGGCCCAGCUUCGACGCCAUCCUCUACUACUACCAGUCGGGGGGCCGGCUGCGGAGGCCCGUCAACGUGCCCCUGGACAUGUUCUCCGAGGAGAUCAAGUUCUAUGAGCUGGGCGAGGAGGCCAUGGAGAAGUUCCGGGAGGACGAGGGAUUCAUCAAGGAGGAGGAGCGCCCCCUGCCCGAGAAGGAGUACCAGCGCCAGGUGUGGCUGCUCUUCGAGUACCCGGAGAGCUCGGGGCCCGCCAGGGGCAUCGCCAUCGUCUCGGUGUUGGUCAUCCUCAUCUCCAUCGUCAUCUUUUGCCUGGAGACGCUGCCUGAGCUGAAGGAUGAUAAGGAAUUCACGGGCACUGUCCACCGCAUCGACAACACCACGGUGAUCUACACCUCCAACUUCUUCACGGACCCCUUCUUCAUCGUGGAGACCCUGUGCAUCAUCUGGUUCUCCUUCGAGCUGGUGGUGCGCUUCUUCGCCUGCCCCAGCAAGGCGGACUUCUUCAAGAACAUCAUGAACUUCAUCGACAUCGUGGCCAUCAUCCCCUAUUUCAUCACCCUGGGCACCGAGAUAGCUGAGCAGGAGGGGAACCAGAAGGGCGAGCAGGCCACCUCGCUGGCCAUCCUCAGGGUCAUCCGCUUGGUAAGGGUUUUUAGAAUCUUCAAACUCUCCCGCCACUCUAAGGGCCUCCAGAUCCUGGGCCAGACCCUCAAGGCUAGUAUGCGAGAGCUAGGGCUGCUCAUCUUUUUCCUCUUCAUUGGGGUCAUACUGUUCUCGAGUGCAGUGUACUUUGCCGAGGCGGAAGAAGCUGAGUCGCACUUCUCCAGUAUCCCCGAUGCUUUCUGGUGGGCGGUGGUAUCCAUGACCACUGUAGGAUAUGGUGACAUGUACCCUGUGACAAUUGGAGGCAAGAUCGUGGGCUCCUUGUGUGCCAUCGCUGGUGUGCUGACAAUUGCCCUGCCCGUACCUGUCAUUGUGUCCAAUUUCAACUAUUUCUACCACCGAGAAACUGAGGGGGAAGAGCAGGCUCAGCUGCUCCACGUUAGCUCCCCUAACUUAGCCUCUGACAGUGACCUCAGUCGGCGCAGUUCCUCUACUCUCAGCAAAUCUGAGUACAUGGAGAUCGAAGAGGAUAUGAAUAAUAGCAUAGCCCAUUAUAGACAGGCCAACAUCAGAACUGGCAAUUGCACCACAGCCAACCAAAACUGCGUUAAUAAGAACAAACUACUGACCGAUGUUUAAAAAGCCAAGCAAACAAAAAAGCCCCACUUAGCAGCUUGAAAGACUUAAAAGCAAAGCAAAAGCCCUGGUGACCCAUGUCACUCUUUGUCGCUACUUUACUAGUCUUUGAAAGCUCUGUUUAACUGUCAAUGCAUUAUUGCAUUGUGGAUUUUGGGGAUGGCCAACCAGAAGCUUUCAAGAUCCAUUAAAAAAAAACCUAUUUUCAUUUUAUUAAAAAUGGGAAAAGAAAGUGUAUUUUAUAAAACUGGUUUAAAAAAAUUCAGUCCAUAAGCUAGUCUAGGUAAAAUAAGAUUCAUAUGCUUCCCCAGACCGAAACAUUUGUAAUCCUUGGGCUUCUUUAACUUUUUUCUUUUAACUAAGAACCAGGUGAUCACUUAGAAAUAUAAAAUUAAAAGUUGCAUGGGACUCCAAUAAAAAAAAAUCUUUGCAAACUGCACAGUACAUUUAAGACAGUGCAUCUGUUGAUAUAUAAUAUGAUAUACCAGCUAAAGUGGGUAACGAACAAUGCUCUUUUGGUCCACUGAACUGCAUAUUAUAAGGUGGGGGGAAAAGCAAACAGAAUUACUUAAGACUGGUUCACAAAGCACCUUAUCAAUCUGAUGCUGGUCCUGGUCUUUAGGGGUUCUCCCUUUGUCCCAUUCUCCUUCUAUUCAAACUAUUCUCU
Messenger RNA from Myotis brandtii (Brandt's bat), 4033 nucleotides. RefSeq names its product potassium channel, voltage gated shaker related subfamily A, member 1 (gene KCNA1). Lineage: Eukaryota; Metazoa; Chordata; Mammalia; Chiroptera; Vespertilionidae. Gene Ontology annotation, cellular component: paranode region of axon; juxtaparanode region of axon; dendrite. The transcript has 2 exons. Gene Ontology annotation, molecular function: delayed rectifier potassium channel activity; protein binding. Gene Ontology annotation, biological process: protein homooligomerization; potassium ion transmembrane transport. The record is from RefSeq and is a predicted model, not a curated record. Bases 1882 to 3369 code for a protein of 495 amino acids.